AUGGUAAAGCAUCCUUUUAUUGGAAUCAUUAUCAGCACUGCUGAUGCGAUCAAAAGGUUGAGAAAAGAUUUGUUUACGAAUAGGGGUUACGAUCCGAUGAUAAUACCCGUCAAGAACUGGAGCCAUACUCUUAACGUUGCCGUUACUUUCAAUUUGGAUGAUCAACACCUAACGUGGAAACCGGAAGAUUAUGGCGGAAUCGGUGCCAUUCGUGUCAAACCCGAAGAAGUGUUUAAACCCGAUAUCAUGUUAUAUAACGCGGCGGAUGUGCUGUCAAUGAAAGACAACUUAAUUCAGACAAAUGUGUUGUUGUAUUCAAAUGGUGUAGUGUUUUGGGUUCCGCCCAUACUAUUGAAAUCGUUUUGUCAGUUAGACUUAACCGACUGGCCGUACGAUCAACAAAAUUGUUGGCUUAAGUUCGGGUCGUGGACUCACGACGGACUCGCCAUCAAUAUAUCCGCGGACUCCAAGAUAUCACUCUCUGACUACUGGACGAGUCAAGAAUGGGAUGUCUUAGACACCAGAACAGAGAGAAAGGAUAUGUACUACGACUGCUGUCCGGAGCCCUAUCCAGACGUGACAUUCUUCUUGAGAUUGAAGCGAAAGACAUCUCUCUAUCACUACACGGUCUUCAUUCCCGUCACGACUGCUUUUGGUUUCGGAACCGACACUAUCCCAUACGCCGUUCGUUAUAUAAGUCGAAUAAUACUAACAAUUGGGUUAACUCUGGUUUGGACUACAAUUGCACAUAACGUACAGAAUCUGAACAUUCAAUUGCCUGACGCUAUGAGACGAGUGACGGCUACCACUCAAUGGCUUGUCGUCUAUUCAGGCAAUGAAAACAGCGAUACAAAUGGCUUAAUAAGUGACGAUAACGUCAACAAUAAUCCUAAGGAUAAAUCACUUGAGAUAUUAAUCCUAUUAAUUGAUAAACUAAUGUUCGGAAUAUUCUUUAUUCUGUUCUAA
This is a messenger RNA of Medioppia subpectinata, 966 nucleotides long. The record is from the annotation of a GenBank genome assembly. Lineage: Eukaryota; Metazoa; Arthropoda; Arachnida; Sarcoptiformes; Oppiidae.